Messenger RNA from Sorghum bicolor (sorghum), 3908 nucleotides. Its product is annotated as cytochrome P450 71A1. The transcript has a single exon. Gene Ontology annotation, molecular function: iron ion binding; monooxygenase activity; heme binding. The record is from RefSeq and is a predicted model, not a curated record. Bases 1237 to 2838 code for a protein of 533 amino acids. NCBI's taxonomy places the organism in Eukaryota, Viridiplantae, Streptophyta, Magnoliopsida, Poales, Poaceae.
ACUAGCUGUUUCGUCCUUCAUUGCUUUGCCAUUAAAAAGUGCAAGGUGAUGAAGCAGCCCAUAUAUUUGGAUGCACAUAUGUGAAUCCAUUCCUGACGUCCAAGAGCAAGAAUUCGGCAUAUUCUCGAAUUAGUCGGUUGUGGGUUGUGGCGUCAGGUGCUGUAUCCUCUAUCCUGACGUCAAACAAUCAAAUUACCCAUUUUGGUAAAUUUGCGUUUUAAUUUCAGCAAAUUAAUGGAAAACGAAGACAAUAAUGUCUUUUACCUUAUUAUAAGUGCCGUCGCCGGGCACCUAUAGGCUAUAACUCCAUCGUUCAGGUUUCAGACUAUUUUUCCUUUAAAAUAAUAUAAAAUAGAAGCAGAGUUGUCCAAAACGCAAGAUGACCAUCCGAAGUGUAUAGCGAUGUCUUUCUGACUUUCAUACUCGAGACUCACUGGAGCCAUGAUCAGAUUGGUCAGCAAAGUCUUCAUUCAACCUCUUUGGCCCACUAGCUGUUUCAGUUUUUUUAUGCUGCACCUCGAUAAAUACCCAAUAAAUAAUAAAUAUGCAAAGAUAGAAAAGAGAAGUCAGGUGUUAAUUUUUUUUAAGAUUCUUUGUCACAUCGAAUUUUUGGACAUAUGUACGAAUAUGAAGCAUUAAAAAUCUGUUUGGCAGGACUUCUCUUUGGCUUAUGCUCUGGCUGCCAAACGUUUUCUAGAGAAGCCGUUUUCAAGUAAAAAACAGAGGAACUAGAGCUAUUUUGACAAAGCAAUAAAUUAUAGCUUCUUUAAAACAGCUUCUGCUUCUCUAGAGGAGUUUCUCGUGAGGAGUCCUAUCAAAAAUAUAGAUAAAAAGAAUAAAUAAUUUUAUAAUUUGUCUGUAAUUUGUGAGACGAAUUUUUUGAGUCUAGUUAGUAUAUGAUUAGAUAAUAAUUAUUAAAUGUAAAUAAAAAUACUAUAACAGCUAAACCUAAAAAAUUUCACGAACUAAACAAAACCUCAAUAUUGUUCCUUAAAAUGAAAUUAUUCUAUCGAUUUUUAAGGAAAAAGAAAAUAUAAGUAUCUCUGUUCUAGAUUACUAAAGGUUUAUUUGGCAGAGCUUCUCUUCGGCUCCGGAUCAGUCUCCUUCAGAUAAGUUAAGUUAUGUCAAACGUUUUUUUUCAGAAGCCAUACCCUGUUAAACAGGGCUUCCACAAUUCAGCUAGUACAGAGCUGAGUGCCAGAGUGAAGCGUUCUUGCAACAAGCCGGUCGAUACACAUGGAGCUCUCUUCCCUGCUUCUCCUCCUCCCUUUCCUCCUUGGCUUCUACCUCACCAAGGUCUGGGCCACCGGCCGGAACGCACGUCGCCUCCCUCCAGGUCCCCGGGGCUUGCCUCUGAUCGGAAACCUGCACCAGGUGGGUGCACUCCCCCACCGCGCCCUGCGCGCGCUCGCCGCGACGCACGGCGCGCCCGACCUCAUGCGGCUCCGCCUGGGCCAGGUACCCGCGGUGGUGGCCUCCUCCCCGGCCGCGGCCGCGGCGCUGAUGCGCGAGCACGACGGCGCCUUCGGCACGCGGCCUUACUUCCGCACGGCCGAGAUCCUGACGUACGGCUUCCAGGACCUCGUGUUCGCGCCCCACGGCGAGCACUGGCGGCACGUCCGCCGCCUCUGCUCCGCGCACGUCCUCAGCGCCGUGCGGUCGCACAGCUUCGACGGCAUGCGGGAGCGGGAGGUCGCAGCUCUGGUGCGGACCAUCAGGGAGCGCGCGGGCGGCGUGGUGGACGUGAGCAAGGCGCUGUACGGCUUCGCGAACGGCGUGAUCUGCCGUGCGGUGUCCGGGACCGGGAGAGGGCUGUCCCGUGAGGAGGAGGAGGGCCGGAGGAGCGAGCUGUUCCGGGCGCUGAUCGAGGAGAACACGGCGCUGCUGGGCGGGUUCUGCGUCGGCGACUACUUCCCGUCGCUAGCGUGGGUGGACGACGCGUUGUCCGGCGCCGGCGCGAGGGCGUGGAGGAACUUCAAGCGGUGGGACGAUCUGCUGGAGAAGGUGGUCCAGGAGCACGAGGCUAGGCGGCGCCGCCGUGGUGACGGCGACGGCGAGGAGGAGGAGGAAGAGGAGGAGGAUUUCGUCGACGUGCUGCUGGCGCUGCAGGCGGAGGAGAAGCAGGACCACGACGGGGGCUUCGAGCUCACCAGGGACGCCAUCAAGUCGCUGCUGGCGGACAUGUUCGCGGCCGGGACCGAGACGUCCUUCAUCACGCUGGAGUGGGCCAUGUCGGAGCUGGUCAGGAACCCCGCCGCCAUGGAAAAACUCAAGAGUGAACUCCGCGCAGCGCCGCCCGGCAGCACCACCGUGGCCGCUGGACGCGACGACGCGCUUGGCGCGACGACGACGGCGACGCCCUACCUGCGGGCCGUGGUGAAGGAGACCCUCCGUCUCCACCCGCCGGUGCCGCUGCUCCUGCCCCGCGAGUGCAUGCGCGACACGACGGUGCUGGGGUUCCACGUGGCCCGUGGCACCCGCGUGUUCGUCAACGCGUGGGCCGUCGGCCGCGACCCGGCGUCGUGGAGCGCGCCCGACGAGUUCCGCCCCGAGCGGUUCUUGGAGGAUAGCGAGGUGGACUUCCGGGGCGCGCACUUCCAGUUCGUCCCGUUCGGGGCCGGGCGACGGGUCUGCCCCGGGAUGCAGUUCGGGCUGGCCACCGUGGAGCUCGCCCUGGCGAACCUGGUGCGCCUGUUCGACUGGGCGCUGCCGGGCGGCGCGGCGGCGGCGCCGGGGGACCUCGACAUGUCGGACGCGCCCGGGCUUGCCACGCCCAGGCGGGUGCCCCUCCAGCUCGUGGCCAAGCCAGUUCUAGGACCGGAGAAACAGACGACGUAGCGUUCGUGUGCCCGGUGCGGCGCCGUGUAUGUCCGGUUCUUUUUGCAAAAAAAAAAAUAAUAAAUCGCAACAAUAAUUUGUGCCGUGCAAUGCCUUCGAGGCCGGACUUUUCUUAUCCUUGUGCAAGGUGAUCCUGUAGGCAAUACAUAUUACCACGACCGCUCAUUGCAAUUUGCAAGAGAGCAUGGGAGUUUGGCAAAUUGACAUCACACGCAUGCAACAUACCACACCUAUCCUCGACGUCAGCUAUAGAAUGUGAUAUUUGAAACCAUGACCAUAUUGCCAUUGAGGGGUGUUUGGGCGACGGUGGUAAGCACAUCUGUAUCCACCUACGGCUACGGGCACUAUAUAGGAUGUGAUGCUUGAAAUGAAACCAUGACGAGUUUGGUGGUGAAAACUCGACGGUGGUAAGCACAUCUGUAUCCACCUAGGCUACGGCUACGGGCACUAUAUAUCCAGCUGCGGGCCGUUUGGUGGUGUUGCUGAUACUGUUUCUGUGGUUGCCGCGGAUAGGAGAUGGCCCAGGUUCCUUUCAGAAAGAGGAGAUGGGCUAGGUUGAUACAUUGCAUGUAGGCAUGUAUUAUGUUUGCUUGUGCGACGGACAAAGCCCAUGGCCUAGAUCAGAACAAGAUUAAAUGGGCUGGUUGGGCCAUGGAACCGGGAGGAGUGGAGUAUCUCUUGUUUGUAUUUUUUUUAGUAUAUUCAGCCGUAGCUCUUUCAAGUUCAAAGGUUUUGGCGAAUUGAUAGGUCAGCUGGUUAGUCCCUUGUCCCUAAACUUGCCUAUUCAGGUUUAAGUCUUUGACAAAGUCUUGACACGGAUAUUCGCAUUUUCUUGGAUUUAUUUGAGAAUUUAACAGCGCUAUGCUUUCAGUGAUAGCCAACGUUCUCGUCGACAGCGAGGCGCCUGUGGUGAUUUCAUGAAUCUCAAGAUGUGUUGGCUCAGUCUAUCGGAGGUCCUUAUAGGGGUAGGGUUUGCAUAGUGUGUUCAUAGAGGUGAGUGCGUGUGUUGUACUGUAUAAUUCUCAAAAAAAAAAUCAAAGGUUUUGGCCUUGUUUACUUCCACCCCAAAA